CAAGGUUCCUGGAAAUAAAUAACUAACAAUAUCUUUCUAGCUUCUCACUACUAUGUUUGAUCCAUAUUCUCCUUGAUCAAAUAAAAAUCUUUCUUAAACUCCUAUGUAUAUAUAUGAAGCAUCAAUUAGCUCUUGUAUUUACUAGAUCAAGUUAACACUUCAUUUUCGCUGGUCUAGCAAGAUGGCAUGGACAUCUCCAGAAGAAGCCAUGCCUUGGGUGGGAUUGUAUAUUUGUGCAGCAUCUCUGGUUUGCACUCUAGCAAUGGCAGCCGAUGUCUACCGAGGCUUUCGACAACGGAAGCUCUGGUUCCCAUGCAGAUUUUUCACCAUCAAUUCUGCUUCCGUUACACUGAUAGCAAUAUCAACAAAGCUACCAGUGGAUCUGAGCGCCGACAUGUCUGAUGACUUUCAGGAGAUUCUAGCAAAGAGUGUCAGCAUCAUUUUCUUGUUCACCAUGUUAGCCAACUUUCUCGCAUCUUUAGGGCUUAUGAAUGACAAGGAACUUCUGCUGAAUACGGUGGCCUUGUCAUCUAGAAGAGUUUUACAACAACGGUACAAGGAGUUGCACAGUUUGGCUUCUAAUCAUGAACAGAUAAACUUCUCCUACAAGGAAAUCGAACAUAAGGUUAAAAAGUAUUGGAUGAUGGCAGAGAGUGGUAACCCCCAAUUUGCAAUUGCUUGUUCACCAGUUUCUUCUACUUUUGGGGUUCUAUGCUCACUCUUUUCUUACAUUCCAUUCAUUAUUUUGCGUUUUUUUAGAUCAGAUAUUCAGAAAGAUGUAUCGGAUUAUAAGUGGUCGAUCAAAUUAAUUGUUUACUUGCAACUAACUGGGACAUUAGUUGGUAGUAUAGCACCUAUUUUCAGAUGUUUGACUGCCACCAGUCACUUCAACCCCUCCAUGAAAUGGAGCAUGCACCAUCUAAACGUGUUCCAUGUUGAGAAGCAUUGGAUUCAAAGGCUUCAGCAUUGGAAACACAGCCAUGUCCCUUCAUAUCUCCCAAGCCGCCAUUGCAAGAAAGUUUUCCGCAACAUCAGAAAUAUAAUUUUGAACUUUUGUAUAGUGCUUCAGAUAAUGGUCGUGGUUAUAUGUAAAACAAUAUGUCUCAUUCCCAUAUCUUUUCUGAUCUUAUUCUCUUAUUGUUACCACUUCGCCAAGUCUUCCUUGAAGUGGUUCAAGGAAGAACCAAGUCCAUCUAAUAGCAAUGUGAUAUCCGAUAUGGAAGAAUAUACCGAUUACGUCCUGCAAAUCGAACAGGAUGCGAAGCUUUCAAAGAGAUUAUUACGAAAUGCACUCAACUCUAUAACUCGACUUCUUCAAGAGUCUGAAAAGAAAGAGCCAAGGAAUCUUAUGAAGCUUCUCGAGAAAUCUACUGGAUUCAAUGGAGUAGUAGAAUUCGACAAUGACCGAGUUCCACCUUUACAUCCAGAAGAAAUACAGAAUUGCUGGAGCCUAGUAGCAGUGACAUUAACUGCCAUUGCACUUGCUCUUCCCAACAUUGCAAAUGGCCAAAUCAAGGGUUUGCUUGACAGCAUGAGGGAAGGUCUCCAAUUUGUAAGACAUAUCGAAGAACGCCUGAAUACAAAUGGUGAGUUGGUAAAGGCAAGAAAAGCAGCUAGACAUGUGUGGACGGAUGUUGAAGUAUACUGCAAGUGGCUACAAAUUGAUCUUCAAAAGAGGGCUCGUAAAGGAGAAACAUCACAGAAAAUUCUUGAAUGUUUGGGUGGUGAAGCAGUAAGUAUUGUGAUACAGUUCAAGGCAAGGAAAAAUGUAACUCUGGAUCACUCACUCUGUAAAUUCAUUGCUGCAAGUUCUAUGUACAGGAUCAGCCAAACCAUAUUGCUUCUCUGCAAUGAGCAAAAGAAUUGGCCAACAGAUGAGGAGCUUUUUGAUUUGAUAUCAACCCGAUAUUCUAAUUCACAACUAGAACUCGACAUAGUAGGUUACUUCUUGGCAAUCCAUGAAACAAUAUUACCACUAAGAAAGAUAGAAUAACCAUAGGUUGAGCGUCGUGUCUCGAUACAACGUGCCUGGUCAACAUCCGAGUAGGCAACAAGAGGAAUAGUUGAAGAUCUUUGGUAAUGAAGACCAAAGGAUAAGGUUCCUUUCACAUAUCGAUGACUACGCUUGACUGCCUGGAAAUGAGUUGUUGUAGAUGCAUGCAAGAAUCGACUAACUUGAUCUACUGCGUAGGAUAGAUCAGGACGAGUGGUGGUGAGGUAUUUCAAAGCACCAACCGAAGAACGAUGGAGAGUUUGGUCAUGAAACAGGUCACCAUGACUAGUUGGUGCCUUUGAGGUAGCAAGUGGAGUAUAAAUUGGUUUUGCAUCCAAUAAACCAGCUUUGGAUAGAAUAUUUAAAGCAUAUUUAGAUUGAGUAAGAUACAGCCCAUUAGUAGUGUAAACAACCUCCAAUCCCAAGAAAUAGUUGAGUUUUCCCAGGUCCUUACUAGCGAAUUCCUGAUGUAAUCUAGCAAUAAACGCCUAUUCCUGUUAAAAUUAUGUCAUCGGCAUAAACAAGAAGAAAAAAAAUGUAGGAGCCCUUUUAAACAUGAACAAGGAAGGGUCUGCAUGACUGCAAGUAAAACCAACUUUGAUUAGAAAGGAACUAAUUAAGGUGUUGAAACCAAGCUCUUGCAGCUUGUUUCAAACCAUAAAGUGUUUUUUAAACUCCUGUUUAGAUGAACUGCAAGAGAAAGGAUGAUACGCACAGUGGAAGCUUUCACAAUUGGGCUAAAGAUAUGAGAGUAGUCGAGACUCGGUAUCUGAGUGAAGCCUUGGGCGACUAAGCGUGCUUGUAUUGAUCUAUAGAACUAUCAGACCGAUACUUCGUUCGAAAGACCCAUUUGGCUCCAACAAUGUUGGAUGUAGCUGGUCUAGGAACCAAGUCCCAUGUUUCAUUUUGGAAGAGCUUGUACUUCAGUGUUCAUGGCGUCAAUCCAUCUGGAAUGUUUGGCGGCUGAUUUGAAGCCAUUUAGAUCUUUAUGAGAUAAUAAGACCGUUUGUGAAGCACUUGAUGUGAGAGCUGUGAAAUCUAUGAAAUAACAAGGCUUGGAGAUUUCAGCCUUACCUCGUGUAAUCAUGGGGUGUGUCGAGACAACAGGGGGAGGAGAGUCUGGAGCAAAAGGGGCAGCAGAGACGGGUUUGGAGUCCGCUGGAGGCACAUCUUCAACAAGUGUUGAACAGAUCUUUGAACAAAUUUGUCGGAAUCAAAACACAAAUGGCAUGAACUUGGGCUCGUGGGGGAGCAACGUGGGGAUGGAUGGGUACAUCACUAGGAUUUGAUUGGGCCGACAGUGGUGCACUUGCUUCUUCAAAAUUUGAUAGAAACAAGCUAAUAUCAUAACGUCACCACUUAACAGAAAUAGAGUCUCAUCAAACUUAGCAUGCUGAGUGGUGUAGAUCUUAGAAGUAGUCAUAUCAAGACACCGAUAACCUUUAUAUAGGUGCUAUACCCGAGGAAAACACAAGGGAUGCUACGUGGAGCAAGUUUAUGAUUUGAAUAGUUCCUUAAAUAAGGAGAUACUCCACAUCCAAAGUUACGAAACAUGUGAAAAUUUUUCUGAGUUUUAGAGAGAAGCUCGAAUGGUGACUUGUUCUCUAGCACAUGCAAUGGAAGCCGAUUAAUAAUGUAUACCCCAUAACUAAAAGCAUCAACCCAUAAGGACGACAAUGCACCUGUAGUAAAUAACAUAGCAACCCAUUUUCGGUACGAGGUUUACGCUCAACACGCCCAUUUUGUUCAGGUGUAUAAGGGCAUGAGAUACGAUGAUGAGUAUCAUUUUUAGCAAAAAGAUUUGACUUGUUUAUUUAAGAAUUCAGUGCCACCGUCACUUUGAAAAACCUCAACCCUGCAUGAAUAUUGAGUUUGAACAAUUGCCAAAAAGGUUUUAAGAACUAUGGAAAAGUCAAAUUUGUGCUUCAAGGGAUAGAACCAAAUAAAACGGGAGAAAUCAUCAACAAAAAUAACAUAAUACAUAUAACCAUCUAUAGAUGAAACAGGUGUAGGACCACAUUGAUCACAAUGUAUCAUAUCCAACACAUGCAAAGAUCAUUUUUUAUUUAAAAGAAAUGGAAGCUUAUGACUUUUAGAAAUCUCACAAGAUGAGCAAACACCGGGUUUAGGUAAAAGGGAAAUACAAACAAAUUAACAUGUUUUUGUGACAAGGAAAAAGUAGAAAACAAAACAUGUCUACACGACUAUGCCAGAGCUCCUAGGAUGCAUGCAGCCUAUUUGACUUUAGUUGAGCAACCAAAGCUUUAUGACCAUGCUCAAGCACAUAGAGCCCAUUAUCAACCCUUCCAUUUGCUAGCACCUUUUUCGUGAGUCGUUUCUUAAUUGAAAAUUUAUGAUUAGAGAACAAUACAUCAACAGGAG
Lactuca sativa (garden lettuce) is the source of this 4375-nucleotide messenger RNA. The record is from RefSeq and is a predicted model, not a curated record. NCBI's taxonomy places the organism in Eukaryota, Viridiplantae, Streptophyta, Magnoliopsida, Asterales, Asteraceae.